Messenger RNA from Aricia agestis (brown argus), 3028 nucleotides. RefSeq names its product paramyosin, long form (gene Prm). Gene Ontology annotation, cellular component: myosin complex; cytoskeleton; cytoplasm. The coding region runs from base 75 to 2711 and encodes 878 amino acids. Lineage: Eukaryota; Metazoa; Arthropoda; Insecta; Lepidoptera; Lycaenidae. Gene Ontology annotation, biological process: peptidyl-threonine phosphorylation; actomyosin structure organization. Gene Ontology annotation, molecular function: protein serine/threonine kinase activity. The transcript is spliced from 15 exons. The record is from RefSeq and is a predicted model, not a curated record.
CCUCCACCGCUCUCACUAGUCGAACGGUGCCCGACCGGUAACGUAGCGCCGACCUGCAAGACGAACCAGCGACCAUGUCUGCCAUGGCGAAGACCUCCAAGUACACGUACCGCAGCAGCGGCGGCGGCACCACCGACGUCAACAUCGAGUACAGCGCCGACCUGAGUGCUCUCUCCAGGCUGGAGGACAAAAUCCGUCUCCUCCAAGAUGAUCUGGAAUCCGAAAGGGAGCUACGUCAGAGGAUCGAAAGAGAGAAAGCAGAUUUGAGCGUGCAAGUGAUUCAGUUGUCUGAGAGGCUUGAGGAGGCCGAGGGGGGUGCCGAAUCUCAGUUCGAGAUCAACAGAAAACGUGAUACCGAAUUGACUAAGCUCCGUAAGCUCUUGGAGGAUGUGCAUCUGGAAUCAGAGGAGACCGCACACCUGCUCAAGAAGAAGCACCAAGAAAUCGUUGCUGACUACCAAGAGCAAAUCGACAAACUCACCCACACCAAAGUCAGGGCCGAAAAAGAGAAGUCCAAGUUCCAAGCUGAAGUUUACGAGCUGUUGGCCCAAGUGGAAAACGUAAACAAGGAGAAGAUCACAAUUUCCAAAACUUGCGAAAGGUUGGAAAUCACCAUCAGCGAACUCCACAUUAAGAUCGAGGAGCUUAACCGCACAAUUGUCGAUAUCACAUCCCACAAACAACGCCUGUCCCAAGAAAACGUAGAGCUGGUCAAAGAAGUUCAGGACCUUAAGGUGAACAUCGAAAACGUAAUAUAUCUCAAGAGCCAGCUUGUAGGCCAGCUCGAAGAUGCGCGCCGCAGGCUCGAAGAUGAUGAAAGGAGACGCUCUCUGCUUGAAGCGAACUUACACCAGGUGGAAAUUGAUUUAGAAUCUGUCCGUGUGCAACUCGAAGAGGAAUCCGAGGCACGUUUGGAUCUCGAACGUCAACUGGUCAAGUCCAAUGGUGAGCUCCAGCACUGGCGUUCCAAGUUCGAGGCAGAGGCUGCCGCCAGGGCCGAGGAGAUCGAAGAAAUCCGCCGCAAAUACUCUGCUCGCAUCCAGGAACAAGAAGAACAAAUCGAGACCCUCAUCGUCAAGAUCAACAAUGUUGAGAAGCAGAAGUCACGUCUGCAGAGCGAGGUUGAAGUCUUGAUCAUCGAUUUGGAGAAGGCCAACGGAACUGCUCGGGAGCUCCAGAAGAGGACCGAGCAACUGGAACGCGUCAACAUCGAGAUCAAGUCCCGACUUGAGGAGACGGUGCAACUUUACGAGCAGAGCCAACGCGACCUCCGCAACAAACAAACUGAAAUCCAACGAAUCUCUCAUGAGCUCGAUAAGACCCGCGAACAAAAGGAUGCCCUUGGCCGCGAAAACAAGAAGCUGGGUGAUGAGUUGCACGACGCUCGCGGAAACAUCACGGAGUUGACCCGCCGUCUUCACGAGCUCGAGAUCGAGCUGCGCCGUCUUGAGAACGAGCGAGAAGAACUCACCGCUGCCUACAAAGAAGCAGAAGCUGGUCGCAAAGCUGAGGAACAACGCUCCCAACGCCUGACUGCUGAGCUCGGUCAGUUCCGCCACGAAGCUGAACGCCGCCUGCAAGAGAAGGACGAAGAAAUUGAAUCUAUUCGCAAGCAAACUAGCAUCGAAAUCGAGCAGCUGAAUGCUCGUGUUGUAGAAGCUGAGACCAAGCUGAAGACCGAAGUUACCCGCAUCAAGAAGAAGCUGCAGAUCCAGAUCACCGAACUGGAACUGUCUUUGGAUGUCGCUAACAAGACCAACAUUGAUCUCCAGAAGACAAUCAAGAAACAAUCCCUGCAGCUGACAGAGAUCCAGGCUCACUACGAUGAAGUCCAAAGGCAACUGCAAGUGACCCUCGACCAAUACGGUGUUGCUCAACGUAGAAUUCAGUCUCUUACUGGUGAGGUUGAAGAGAUCCGUGGCAACUACGAACAGGCCCUCCGUGCUAAGCGCACUGUUGAGCAAUCCUUCGAGGAGGCACAGACCCGCAUCAACGAAUUGACUGUCAUCAACGUGAACCUGUCUAGCAGCAAAGCCAAGAUUGAGCAGGAACUAGCUGCCGUUGCUGCCGACUAUGAUGAAAUCACAAAGGAACUCCGUAUUGCCGACGAGAGAUACCAACGUGUCCAGACUGAACUAAAACACACCGUUGAGCACCUGCAUGAGGAACAGGAGAGGAUCGUUAAGAUUGAAGCUAUCAAGAAGUCUCUUGAAAUCGAAGUUAAGAACAUUUCCGUACGUUUGGAGGAAGUUGAAGCCAAUGCCAUCGUUGGAGGCAAGCGCAUCAUCAGCAAACUCGAGGCUCGCAUCAAGGACAUGGAACUUGAACUCGAUGAGGAGAAGAGAAGGCACGCUGAAACCAUCAAGAUCCUCCGUAAAAAGGAACGCCAGGUCAAGGAGAUCCUCAUCCAAUGCGAAGAAGACCAGAAGAACAUCGCUCUCCUUCAGGACUCGUUGGAGAAGACCACACAGAAGGUCAACAUCUACAAGAGGCAGCUAACAGAGCAAGAGGGUGUUUCCCAGCAGAGCGUAACCAGGGUGCGAAGAUUCCAACGCGAGUUGGAAGCCGCUGAGGACCGCGCCGACGCCGCCGAGAGCAAUCUGUCUCUGAUCCGCGCCAAGCACCGCACCUUCGUCACCACCUCCACCGUACCCGGUUCACAGGUCUACCUUGUGCAAGAAUCCCGCGCCUUAAGCACGGAGCGUCUCUGAGCGUCUAUAACCUAGCCCCUCAGUAACAGCAUUUCUUUCCACAACAAAUUCAGGGGCGCAUUUCCGGUCGGGUAUAAGCCUAGUCGUUUUUUAAGUGAUGUUUGAGUUCCGAUAGAUGGCGGUAGUGAAUACGUCAUGCUACUAGCGCCGUCUAGGUGUUUUUAUCUGGGUUUAGGGGUCGGGACGGACGCUCUACGGUGCGGCUCGCCCUAAUGUUGCCGUGUCUCCACAGUGCCAUAGCCGAAAGUCGACCGCUCGUCCCAUAUUUUAUAUCUGUAAUACAUUAAUCACACAAUUAAAGGAAACAAAAUCUGAAA